AUCACUGUGAAUGGCAGAGCAGAUCCUGCUGGAGUUCCGGCCCUCCAACCAAAGCCAGCCGUCCCCUCCCAACGCCACCUCCUGUGACAAUGCUCAGGACGCCUGGGACCUGCUGCACAGAGUGCUACCAACAUUCAUCAUCACAGUCUGUUUCUUCGGCCUCCUGGGAAACCUCCUCGUCCUGUCCUUCCUCCUCCUGCCCCGGCGGCGACUGAAUGUGGCAGAAAUCUACCUGGCCAACCUGGCAGCUUCUGAUCUGGUGUUUGUCUUGGGCUUGCCCUUCUGGGCCGAGAAUGUCUGGAACCAGUUCCACUGGCCCUUUGGAGGCCUCCUCUGCCGCACCGUCAACGGGGUCAUCAAAGCCAACCUGUUCAUCAGCAUCUUCCUGGUGGUGGCCAUCAGCCAGGACCGCUACCGGGCACUGGUACACCCCAUGGCCAGCCGGAGGUGGCGGCGGCGCCGGCGGGCCCAGGCCACCUGCUUGCUCAUCUGGGCGGCCGGGGCCCUCCUGAGCACGCCCACCUUCCUGCUGCGCUCCGUCCAAGCGCUCCCCGACCUGAACAUCUCUGCCUGCAUCCUGCUCUUUCCCCAUGGGGCCUGGCACUUUGCGAGGGUUGUGGAGUUAAACGUGCUGGGUUUCCUCCUGCCACUAGCGGCCAUCAUCUUCUUCAACUACCACAUCCUGGCCUCCCUGCGAGGGCGGGCGGAGGCCAGCAGGACCCGAUGUGGGGGCCCCCGAGGAAGCAAGACCACGGUGCUGAUCCUCACGCUGGUGGCUGCCUUCCUGCUCUGCUGGGCCCCCUAUCAUGUCUUUGCCUUCCUCGAAUUCUUGGUCCGGUUGCAAGCUCUCCAGGGCUGCUUCUGGGAGGAGGUCACCGACCUGGGCCUGCAGCUGGCCAACUUCUUUGCUUUCAUCAACAGCUGCCUGAAUCCGGUGAUUUAUGUCUUCGUGGGUCGGCUCUUCAGGACCAAAGUCUGGGAGCUUUAUAAACAGUGCACACCUAGAAGUCUCAUGCCAAUGUCCUCAUCCCAUCGGAAAGAAAUCUUCCAAAUGUUCUGACAAAAUUGAAAUUGUAAUGAACCCAGGUGCCUGGCUUCCUUACCAGACAUUUCUGACAUCAUAAAGACCACCCAUGGUAAGCUGAGUAAUGACCUCCAGGGAGACCCAGGACCCAGGCUCUGAGUCUGUGAAUGUUAGUUUUUCGGGCAGCUGGGACCUUUCAGCAGUGAUUAAACUAAGGAUCUCGCGUUUAGGGAGCUGAGCAUAUUCUGACCAGGGUGGCCCAGGUGUAACCACACGAGUCCUUAUAAAGAAUGGGAGGGUCAGAGUGAGGGGUGUGAAGACAGAAGUAGAGACUCUAAGGAAGAGACCACAAGGACUGAGGGUGUGGCUCUAGUGGUAGAGCCACACGCGUGCACACACGCGCGCGCGCACACACACACACACACACACACACGAAUGAAACCGCCAUGAGCCAAGGACUGCAAGCACCUGCUGGAGGCUGGAAAGGGCAAAGAUUUCCCCUCGCUUUCCCAGAGUCUCCAGCAAGACUCCAUCAUGCCAACACCGUCAGCUCUGACCUCCAGAACUGGAAGAGAAUAAACUUUGGUUGUUCUGAUUUACCGAGUUUGUAGUCAUUGGUUAUAGCAGCACAUGGAAAUGAAUAUAGGUCCAAAUAGAAAUUAUGUUCA
This is a messenger RNA of Perognathus longimembris pacificus (Pacific pocket mouse), 1692 nucleotides long. It is a transcript of the gene Bdkrb1, whose product is annotated as bradykinin receptor B1. The transcript has a single exon. Lineage: Eukaryota; Metazoa; Chordata; Mammalia; Rodentia; Heteromyidae. Gene Ontology annotation, molecular function: bradykinin receptor activity. The coding region runs from base 11 to 1060 and encodes 349 amino acids. The record is from RefSeq and is a predicted model, not a curated record. Gene Ontology annotation, biological process: immune response; inflammatory response; response to mechanical stimulus. Gene Ontology annotation, cellular component: membrane.